CAGCCAGACAGAGCGAUACCACAGGACCGCCGCCCGUUACGGCUACGAGCACCGACAUCUCGCUUGACCAGUUACCGAUCUUUGCGGUUCGACUCCCCAUAACCAUGCGUCCGUCUGCCGCGGCUCUGCUCGUGCUGUGCGUGGCCGCCUGCUGCGCCAUGCCCCAAAGCCGCCACCGCUCCCGCAGCUGCACCUACUGGUGCAAGACGCCCACCAACCGGUUCUACUGCUGCGAUGACACGCCCAUCACACAUCGGCCGCCGGUUGAUCAGGGCCACCAGGGCACGUGCCCGCCGGUGCGGCCGUUCUGCCCGCGCCGCUCUCUUCAGUCCGUCGGGCCGCGCCCCUGCCGCAGCGACUUCCAGUGCGGCCGCGCCGACAAGUGCUGCUACGACGUCUGCCUCAAGCAGCGCGUCUGCAAGCCGGCCCAGUUCUUCUGAUUCUCGGCGGCGGGCGAGGUAUCUGUCCCGUCACUGGCGGGCGGGUGCUGGCUGAUUGCACGGCGCUGGCUCUGAUGAGCGGGUGCUGACUGAUUGCACGGCGCCGACUCAGACAGGCGGGUGCUGACCAAUCGCACGGCGCUGGCUCUGAUGAGCGGGUGUUGACCGUACGGCGCUGGCUCUGACGGGCGUGUGCUGACUGAUUGCACGGCGCUGGCUCUGUUGAGCGGGUGCUGACUGAUUGUACCUCGAUGGCUCUGAAGGGCGGGUGCUGACUGAUUGCACGGCGCUGACUCGGGUAUCCAAUACGCGGCGAGCUUGUUGCGGCUGGUGCUCCCUUUUGAUGACGCCUUGGAUUGACUGCGACAGAGUAUUACUCUGUAGCUAAAUCUUAUGUUGGUUUUACUACCCAUAACAGUUUUUAAAUAAAAAGACUGCUGUUUUACGGUGCUUUUUUACCGACCGAUGCCCAUAACGAUACAGAUACAGGCUAAAUUGCUGCAAUCAUUCAGGAAUGUACUAUGUGAUGCAUCGCAAGCGCGCGGCACCGGUAAUUUGUCUCGAACUGUCCCUACACCAUGCAAUGUCGUGUCAUGGAAGCAGCUGCUGCACGUGGAUUUGUCUCAAUAAAUACUCAUCAGAACAGUGCAAAUGUGGUUUGGAUUUACC
Messenger RNA from Pollicipes pollicipes, 1109 nucleotides. RefSeq lists its product as uncharacterized. Gene Ontology annotation, molecular function: peptidase inhibitor activity. Lineage: Eukaryota; Metazoa; Arthropoda; Thecostraca; Pollicipedomorpha; Pollicipedidae. The record is from RefSeq and is a predicted model, not a curated record. The coding region runs from base 105 to 440 and encodes 111 amino acids. Gene Ontology annotation, cellular component: extracellular region. The transcript is spliced from 3 exons.